Boeremia exigua is the source of this 1530-nucleotide messenger RNA. RefSeq lists its product as uncharacterized. Bases 289 to 1056 code for a protein of 255 amino acids. The transcript has a single exon. Lineage: Eukaryota; Fungi; Ascomycota; Dothideomycetes; Pleosporales; Didymellaceae. The record is from RefSeq and is a predicted model, not a curated record.
GAAUCUGGGGAAUUAUAUGUACUGGCUCUCUCGCUGCGGGCUGGCCGCACCUCAAGCAUUGUCACUUGCACGUGAAACGUAGUCCAUACAUCAUCUCGGUUACAAAGUGUAUCUGCAAGUCGAUCACAUCGGGACCAGCCGCAUACGACAUUGAACUCGAAAACAGGAUCCAGCACAGCCAAGCCUAGGACCAGCAUAGCAUACAUCACGGGCGUUCACGCUAAGUAAGCCGCCAAAACGGACGUCCUCCUAGCCUACCGUCUCCUGUAUUCUGAAGACUUCAACGUAAUGUCGUCUUACGGGUCAGCCCACUCUGGGCAGAUGCAUCCAGGCUACCAGCCUCACCUUCAGCAGCAGCGAAUGCGCUCACACUCAAACCCACCAUACCCAACGACGCCAAAUGCAGCACCAUACCCGCAACAGCAGCAAACAAGCUACUUUCCUCCUCCACCGGCAGUGCCGUUCCAACCACCACCACCAACAUCAAACCCCAUCGCCAUUCCACCAUCCAACCGACAACGAUCAACGUCAGACUAUGCCUACGGCCACGGCAGUUCACCCGUGCACCCGCACUCAAGCACAUAUGCAAGUUCUUACCCGACGCAGCACCUGCAACCAAUUCCACAACAGCAGCCUAUUCCAGAGAACUAUCAGUACUCGCCCCAACAGCAGCAAAGUAUAGUAUCAGGUUCGCCAAGCCAGCAGUACCAGCACCACCGCCGCCGUUCUUCGUCUUCCCACUACGGCCACGACCCCCGCCAAAGCUACGAGUCUGCACACUCCUACCAGUCCGCACAUUCGCAGCCCUCGCCGGACUACUACGCAAGGCCUGCACAGAACGGACACGGCACCCAUGGCGACUACUACGGCUACCCAAACGACACCACGGGCCACGCACAGAGCCAGAUUGCCCACGUGCCGCCAAAAGCAUAUGGUGACUGGGACAAGCAGGAAGUUACCAAGUACCACAAGAACCAGGACCUCGAGCGCCGACCAACGCUGGGCGGGAGUUUGAUGAGCCUGGUUAAGAAGUUUGGGGGGUCGGAGCGGCGUUAGAGACUGGCGGUUGUCGACUGGAAGAAUGCAUGGGAUAUGAUGGAUGUGGAGGGAAGACCGUGAAAUGCGAUGGAAUUGGCAUUGCGAGGAGCAUAUUGGCGCUGGACGCCCGGCGUACGGAUUCGAUACCCAUUUUUCUACUUCUGGUGGUAAUGUACAAUACGCGCAUGAUGAUGAUAAUUGUUUAUCCAAGAUACGCCACACGCCAUGUACUGCACUCAAGUACGUCCGAGUUGCCAUCCACGCAACUGCAAUGCAAGAAAAGAAGAAUAAACAACAUUAGCACGCAGCUUUCUUGCUCGUGCAGUUGCGCUGAAGUGGAGGCAUUCGGUUGUAAUUUAGAGGCCUACUGGCUGUGCUCAAGAGCAUUUCAAUCCUCCAAAUGUGCCAAGAAGCAACCCGGAUGUGCCUGGGUACGGUGUUCGUUCCUCGAGUCGCUGCGCCACACCCUGUCACUUUACAACAGAGAACACA